AUGCUUGGAGGAAACUAUGAGGACUCAGACUCUGAGGAAAUCUACUGUUUUUCAAAAGAUGGAGGGAAGAUUGCCAACUCCAGUGAGGAAGAAGGCAACAAAGAGCCCGAGCCGGUAGCAGCUCAGCAGGAAGAGGAAGAAGAGGACGAGGAUGCAGAUGAGGAUGAAGACAAAUUGACUUCUGCGUCGAAAGCCUUUAAGGCACUUGAUGCUUUGGGGGAGGAGGCACUUGCCUUCAAAAAGUUUGCAGACAACCGUGCCAAGACCGAUCGAGUCCGCUUGCACACCAUGAGUCUGGAUCGGGUGACCUCAGCAUCUGCAGCCACCUUGCGUGGACAAGGCUGGCAUCCGGGAUCUGAAGCCAAGGAUGCAGUGAUUCCAGAGGAGGUGGCUGUGAAGAGGCCUCGAGAUGACGAGGAGGAGAGCAAAGGGAAAGGCCAGAGAAAGCUGAUGGCCAUUGAGGAGUUGGAGCAGCUGUCGGAAGGGGCACCGACCCAGUACAUCGUGGCCCAGGGCGUUUGCUUUUUGAAGCCCGGAGAGGAUCCAACAUCUCAGAAGAUUCUGAAAGCGAAGCGUCCAGUGGGGUCCAAGAUCUACACAACCGGAACCAUCUGGAAAGGUCCUCAAGGAGGUGUUUGGGCCGAGGUCGAUAUUGGCAAAUCUCCAGGUGAGAUGGGCUGGGCAUUGGUUGAGGGUCCUGGAUUUGGAUUGCGUGGCCCUUCCCUGAUUGAUCCGGAGGCCAAUGAUGGAGCUUCACAGAUGAUUCACAUCAGGUGGCUGAAGGAUCCGCCCAUUUUCAAUUGUUUGAUGCCAAAGACCGCAACCGUGGGCGACUUGGUUGACACCUUCUGUGCCAGAACAGGGCUGAAUCGCAAGGAAACUAUCCUCACCAAGGGCUUGCCAAAUAAAGCACCAAAUGGCUCUGGGGCGCUCUUGCCUGUGGACUACACUGAUCCCAAGGACGUUCUCUUUCGGGAGAUGACCAUUGAGGAGGCUAAGAUCCGAGAUACUUUGAACUUGGUCUAUGUGGGUCAUUUUGACGAGGACUACAACCCCAGCUGA
Molecule: messenger RNA, 1062 nt
Organism: Durusdinium trenchii
Lineage: Eukaryota; Dinophyceae; Suessiales; Symbiodiniaceae
Source: the annotation of a GenBank genome assembly